AUGAUGUUUCCAAUGAAGAAAUGGGGAAUGGACUCUCCAAGGUCUAUUGGCAAGCCCAUCACAGAAAAAAAAAAAAAAAGUAAGGUUCAGGAAUGUGUCCAGCAAGACUGUUCCUUUGAUAUGGAGGCUGAGCUCACACCACUGGAAUCAGCUAUCAAUGUGCUGGAGAUGAUUAAAACGGAAUUUACACUGACAGAGGCAGUGGUGGAAUCCAGUAGAAAACUGGUCAAGGAAGCUGCUGUCAUUAUUUGUAUCAAAAACAAAGAAUUUGAAAAGGCUUCAAAAAUUUUGAAAAAACAUAUGUCCAAGGACCCCACAACUCAGAAGCUGAGAAAUGAUCUCCUGAACAUUAUCCGUGAGAAGAACUUGGCCCACCCUGUUAUCCAGAACUUUUCCUAUGAGACCUUCCAGCAGAAGAUGCUGCGCUUCCUGGAGAGUCACCUGGAUGACGCAGAGCCCUACCUCCUCACGAUGGCCAAAAAAGCUUUGAAAUCUGAGACUGUCGCCUCAGGUACAGUGAAGGAAGAUAAACAGCCAGCACCAGAGCCUGUGCAGAAGCCACUCAGAGAACCUGCAAGGCAGUUACGGAGUACCCCAACCACCAUUGGAAUUAUGACCCUGAAAGCAGCUUUCAAGACUCUGUCCAGUGCACAAGAUUCUGAGGCAGCCUUCUCAAAACUGGACCAGAAAGAUCUGGUACUUCCUAAUCAAGUGUCUCUGCCAUCACCAGCCCUCAAAAACAAGAGACCAAGAAAAGAUGAAAAUGAAAGUUCAGCCCCUACUGAGGGUGAGGGUGGCUCUGAACUGCAGCCCAAGAACAAGCGCAUGACAAUAAGCAGAUUGGUUUUGGAGGAGGACAGCCAGAGUACUGAGCCGAGCACAGGCCUCGACUCCUCCCAGGAGGUCAUCCCGGCAUCACCAUCCAAGCCCACCGUUCUCAACCAACCCCUCCCUGGGGAGAAGAAUCCCAAAGUACCCAAAGGCAAAUGGAACAGCUCUAAUGGGGUUGAAGAAAAAGAGACAUGGGUGGAAGAGGAUGAACUGUUUCAAGUUCAGGCAGCACCAGAUGAAGAGAGUGCAACCAGUAUAACAAGAAAGCAGAAGUGGACUGUAGAAGAAAGCGAGUGGGUCAAGGCUGGAGUGCAGAAAUAUGGAGAAGGAAACUGGGCUGCCAUUUCCAAAAAUUAUCCAUUUGUUAACCGAACAGCUGUGAUGAUUAAGGAUCGCUGGCGGACCAUGAAAAAACUUGGCAUGAACUGAAACAGGCUUUCAUUUCCACAGAAUUCACAGGAGCAUGGUUCCUAAUAAUAGCCCCUGAUAGUCUGUUUUUCUUUCAGAAGCUGGGCUGGGAUGAGAAUUUUGGGCAUCCUCCUCCAACAUGGGGGAGGUACCAGUUCUACUUCAUUGCUGUUGAAGAUCAUGGAGCUGAGAAACAAAGCCAAGUCUACCCCAUGUCCUUGGCAGAGAUGACAGGCACAUAGCUUGUAUAGUGCCAGAAUAUCAUUAGUAUUUCCCUUCUUUAGUGGUUUGCUUGAAUUUAAAUCCCUGGUAAUCAGUAGAACCUUCUCCUAGGAAAUGGUGGAGUCUGUUAGGAGCCACUCAUGACUCUGACCUGUUAAAACCAGCAACGUGAGCAUUAUUUGGAGUGAACUUGUUCCAGGUAAAGCUUUGGCCUUCUGAUGCAAAUGCAAAGGACCUUCAUCUGUCAGGAACCCAGGUUGAUGAGAGACCAGUCCUGGUGGAAUCAGUGUCUCUUUAAAAAUUCUUUAGCCAGUUGUAACAUCAACAUCUAGACCUGACAGCCUUGGCAUUUGCUCCCAGUAUUUGCUGGGCUAGGCAGGCAGGUUUAACCUCCACCUCUCCUGUGGUUGAACCAGUGUGUUUUUUGGUAAAAUGGUGAUUGUAGAUAAGCGU
Messenger RNA from Puma concolor (puma), 1914 nucleotides. The record is from RefSeq and is a predicted model, not a curated record. Lineage: Eukaryota; Metazoa; Chordata; Mammalia; Carnivora; Felidae.